AUGCACCAGAAAGCUGAAGCCAAAAAGCAGAAACAGUGGAAAUUGCGGAUCAGAAGCUGUGCGAAGAAGCAGAGGUCAAAUCAGAGGUCUUAUGCGAACCAGUUGCUGCGUGCGAAGGAGCUAGAGAAGAAAAUAUUGCAAACCAGAGGCUUUUGCAGGCCAGACUGUGAUCGAUGGGGGAGAGCUUGUGGACUAAAUAGUCCAGGAAUUUAUAGUGCUUCUGGUAAAAAUGAUCGGUCUUCAACUUCUUCAUGUAAGAAAACAGCUGAUAAGGAAACGUGCAGAUCCCUCGGUCCAUGUAGUCCAAGAACUGAAAGUGAAAUAUUGUCUUCCCCAAAUUUGAAAGCCUUCACAUUUAAUGAGCUCCGGAGUGCCACCAAGAACUUCCGUCCAGAUAGUUUUCUUGGUGAAGGAGGAUUUGGAUGUGUUUACAAGGGGUGGAUUGAUGAGCAAACCCUUGCGGCUUCAAGGCCUGGAGUUGGAACAGUUGUUGCUGUUAAGAUGCUAAGACCUGAAGGUUUCCAGGGCCAUAAGGAGUGGUUGUCAGAACUAAAUUAUCUGGGUCAACUUCAUCACCCAAAUCUGGUAAAGCUUAUUGGAUUCUGUGUUGAAGGAGAAAAUCGGCUUUUGGUCUAUGAGUAUAUGCCUAGAGGCAGUCUGGAAAAUCAUCUAUUUAGAAGAGGGGCCCAACCACUUUCUUGGGCUAUAAGGAUGAAAGUUGCCACUGAUGCUGCUCGGGGGCUCUCCUUCUUGCACGAUUCUGAGCAAAAAGUUAUCUACAGGGACUUUAAGGCAUCUAAUAUCCUUCUUGAUUUGGAGUUUAAUGCAAAGCUUUCGGACUUUGGCUUGGCAAAAGCGGGCCCUACUGGUGAUCGUACUCAUGUUUCAACUCAAGUCUUGGGUACUCAAGGCUAUGCUGCACCUGAGUACAUUGCUACUGGUCGUUUAACUACAAAAUGUGAUGUCUAUAGCUUUGGGGUUGUGUUGCUGGAACUGCUGUCGGGUCGCCCUGCUAUUGACAAGACAAAACCAUGUGUGGAGCAGAAUCUGGUGGAGUGGGCGAAACCUUAUCUGAGUGAUAAACGGAGAGUAUUUCGGAUUAUGGACACCAAGUUAGAAAGUCAGUACUCCCAGAGAGGAGCUUUUAUGGUUGGCCUCCUUGCAUUACAGUGCACCAGUGAGGCCAAGAUUCGGCCUCCUAUAUAG
Molecule: messenger RNA, 1206 nt
Organism: Carica papaya (papaya)
Lineage: Eukaryota; Viridiplantae; Streptophyta; Magnoliopsida; Brassicales; Caricaceae
Source: RefSeq, a predicted model, not a curated record